CACCUAAGGCACCUGUGGCCAGCAACCUUGCCUCUGCAGGCACCAGACUGGCAUGGAUGCAGAAAGAUCGGCCUCACACUCAAAAGCAGUUUGUCUUUGAAAAGCCAUCAGAGGUGGAGCGCAGAGUUCCUGAGGCAGGUGUGAUAGACGAGCCUGGUGUGUAUGAGCUCAGCAAAGCACCAACUGGCAUUUCUAGGAUUCACCUGAUUCCUGGCUUUAUCGACUCAGAACAAGCAGACUGGAUGUUUGAACAACUCCUCCAAGACAUACCCUGGGGUCAGCGAACUCACAUCAGACAGGGAGUAUCGUUUGAAGAACCACGGCUUACUUCCUGGUAUGGGGAACUUCCUUACACGUACUCCAGGAUAACAAUGCAGCCAAACCCAGAA
This is a messenger RNA of Eurypyga helias (sunbittern), 389 nucleotides long. RefSeq names its product alpha-ketoglutarate-dependent dioxygenase alkB homolog 3-like. Lineage: Eukaryota; Metazoa; Chordata; Aves; Eurypygiformes; Eurypygidae. Gene Ontology annotation, cellular component: nucleus. Gene Ontology annotation, biological process: DNA repair; DNA alkylation repair. The annotation marks the transcript as partial. Gene Ontology annotation, molecular function: dioxygenase activity. The record is from RefSeq and is a predicted model, not a curated record. The transcript has 5 exons.